AGCUCAAAUGUAGCAGAGAUGAAUAUCAUCCCAGUGAUCCCUGAAAGAUGACUUUUGCUCUCAAGUUUGUAUUUUUGCUGCUACUAGAACUAUGCGCUUUUGUGGAAUAUGACCUAGGUAAGUUUCGGACGUUUACAAAUCAUUUCAGAACAAGGCUUGCUGUUUCAUAAAUUUUACUUUAACUUAGGCGACAGAUUCAUGCUUUUCCGGCGUUAUUCUGGUGCGGCAUCAUAUACGGAUUCACGGCCAUCACCUACUUGGGGUCCCCCACCUCCAUGUAAAUAGUCUCACGGUCGUCACUGAAAUAGAAGAGGCUGGGCUCGUUUCCUCUGCCUUCUGAUUUAUAAUACUUAAUUUAGUAGCUACUAUUCAUAGUAGACAGCUAGACGGGAGUGUAAAAUAGGGUCCCCAACCUUGACUUAUUCUUCUCUGCUGAUUCUAGCAUAGACCGUUUAUCGCGAUCCAAUUUUUCAUGCAAACUGGCAGUAACACGACAGUAUGACGCGAGCACGGGGGAGUGGUCACUGGCUUCCUCUCCCACCCCCUCAAGCUCCACUUUAACUGGCGCAUAUCAAACAAAAAAACAAAUCAAAACAAGAGAAAUUUAUAUAGAGGGUUGUCCCGAGAACAAUCUGAGGGCGAGUGUCAAAUGCGUGGUAGGUAAAUUGCUAACUCAGUUCAACACGAAGUCUCUCCGUAGCUCAGGUGGUAGAAGGCCUUAUCUCUAAAAUACCGUUUCUACGACUACAAUCACAUGAGUCCCUAUUAUCACAUCUGAUGAAUUCUACUGACUAUUUUAUUAACAUCCAAUUAAUUUCAUUUAUAUCAACUUGCUUUGAAUUGAGAGACAAACUUAUCUCCGGAAUAAUUAAUCCUACUGAUGGUUAGAAAUAAACAAUGAUUAAUAAGUUUCAAAUUAUUUUAAAUAUUUAAUUUAUUUUACAAGGAAUCAAUGAGUAAUUUCAAGUAGCUUUUGCAAUACUGCAAUACUUUGUUAUGGUCAUGCAAACAAAGCUUAUUGUUGUUGUUGUUGUUGUUGUUGUUGUUGAGAUGAGAUUUUGGGUUCGAAUCCCGGUUCGUGAAGUUUUUCUCACGUCUUUUCCUUAUUUUUUAGCGCCAAUUUUUUACAUUAAAAGAAUACCGGAUACAGAGAUUCGGAUUAUCGGCACAGUUGCAAGUCUACGUCAAGAGAGAAGCCCAGAAUCUACAAAUGCUCCACCGGUCAGCGACUUUGUCAUAAGUUCAGAAACAGCUAUCAAAUCUGAAAGAACUGACUCGGAAAGGAAUGUCGAGGAAAGCAAAAGAGAUGUGAGUCUUGAGGAACUCUUGAGUGAUGGUAGCAAAGAAGGAAAUAAAAACAAAAAGAGCGUAGAAGGGGAAAAUCACUUAAAGACUAGAAUCAAGUCACAAAAAAAAUCGUUUUCCUCGACUGCAACAGGUAAGUAAGUCAUUGUUAGAGUAGUUUUGUCCGUGGCAACAGUGAAUUCUUUCACAAUAAAAAAAAACAUCGUCGAGUAUAAAUGAAUAAACAUCUACAGGGUUUUAAAAGUCUCUUUGAUUAUCCAGAUUGCAAUGCCAGGAGUCCAUAACCCCGGAGCGAGCAACUCCCAUACUACGCCUAUGUCACGGUGUUUUUACAGACCAGUUUAUUUUUAGACACAUUUUAGGGCAUUAUUUCCCGCAAAAAUGAAUCCCCACCAUGUCUAUUUGCGCAUUCGAAGUAUAAGAUAUCAAAAAGGAAACCUAAACGUCAUUAAAAGGCAAAAAAUAUCAUUUUUACGUCUAUAGGUUUUACUGACUGGUUUGUGAAAUUUAAAAGAUAGUCAAAAUUCGCGCCAAAACCGUUCUAAAAAUAAACUGGUCCGUGAAAACGCCGUAACACGAGCGCAUGGAAGUUGUUCGCUCCUGGAUAUGGGCUCCUGGCAAUGAUUAAUGGACACAUAUAAUCCACUAAAUGAGAGAUCAGGUGAGUGGCCGUUAUCGGAUGUACAACCUUCGAUUUAGUUAAUUAUCUAUGGCAAUAAAACUGAGAAAAAGAAACAGAGAAGAGAUAAACAAAACUAAAGCCUGCCGCGGUCAUUUGAUUUGAAAUUUAUUUCAAUGACUAAGACUUGAGGGAGGAAACUAUGAUUGAUAGACAUUGCACAACUGGGCGUGAUUAUGCUUUUCAUCAUAAGAAGAGAGACUGACAAGGGAAGUAGGGGUGGCGCAUGUGGCUCGGGUUUAAAUCCCGGUGUCAACGCCAUAAGCGGGUUGAGUUUGCUGUUGGUUUUCUUCUUUGUUCCGAGAGGUUUUUCUCCGAGUUGUCCGGAUUUUCCCUCUCCUCAAAAACUAGCAUUUCCACCUGAUUUCACUUCGACCAGGAAUGGUAGACAAAGAACCACUAUGUGAAUGUACUGCCUUCAAAUCGUUAUUUAUUUAUUUAUUUAUUUGUUUCAGUUAUAACAGGGUCUAAAUGGCCAUCUGGGACCUAUGGCCUUCCAAAGCCAGUGAACGGUUGUCCAGCCGCCGAUGGGUUCGAGUGGAAGACUGGGUACAGAUUUCAUGAUACUGAGGAUGACGGGACGGAAAAUCAGCAUUCAGACAGCUUUCAUUUGGCGGGUGAAUUCAGCGAUGAAGGGAUCAGGCAUGAAUUCUGCAUAAAGAGUAAAGAGGAUGGAGCGGGAAGGUAAGGGAACCGCUGAUGUAUUUUUUAACGGAGGUUUUGUCCAUACUGUUUAUUUGUAACUUGCAAUUACUUCGCUAAGAAAAUUAACAGUGGAGGACAAAUAUCUUCUUAGUCAGCGCUUCGAAUUCCAUAUAAAAAAUAUGACUUCUAAGCGACAUUGUCAACGAAGAUAGACUGAAAUUUGCAAUCCGUUUUAUAUUUGCUGUGAAAGUUAUUUCGCUAUUUUAAGAAUUAUUUUUAGUUGAAUUUGGAAAAUUUCCUGAGUCAGCGCCUUUAAGAUAAGGAUAAUAUGAGGCUGGCCUUCUCAAGUGAAGGAAUCAGAGUGGGAUUCCGAUGAGAAGUCGUCGCUUGCCAGUCGAAAGCUAACAGAUCGCAACGUUAGUCCUCGUUCCGCGUUCGGCCCCGAUUUCUGACUAAUGAACCAUUAUUCCUCGAGCCAGAAUGGGCUCUACGUCAAUAGACCAUGAGGCCGAAGGCCGAAUGGCCGAAUGAGGGCGAGAGGAAUAAUAUUUUAAAAAAUCAACUAGUUAGCCAUGAAAACAACUUUGGCUAGCAAAACGCGAUUUUCGCUUUCAAAGUUGGCGGGUCAACUCCACCUAUCAGGUAAACGUGAUCAAAUUAAAAUGAGAUAUUAUAUGGACGGGCAUGGGUUCACUCCACCUAUCAGUUAAACGUGAUCAAAUUAAAAUGAGAUAUUAUAUGGACGGGCGGGUUACCCCACCUAAGCUAGCCUGGGAACAAGCCCUCCGGGGCGCUCUGGUGGAGGGGCGGGAAAAGGAAGGAGAGCUUGCAAAUACGUCUCUGGAAUUUGAAUAUUGGCAUCAAAAAAGUCGAUACGAAAGGCUGAUUGGCCGAGAUGACUGUUUUUCAAUGUUUGUUUGCAUUCGCGCUCGUUUCCGCUUCUCGCUGAUUGGCGGAAAUCUGACAGCUCAGUCGACGGAGAGCCACAGGGGAAUUGGAGGAGGAAUUCAAAUUUCAGAGACGUAGUAGUUGUAUAAGUUCUUCUUCCUUUUCCCGCCCCGCCGCCAGAGAGCCCUGUAGAGCUUGCUCGCAGGCUACACCUAAGCGGGUUACCUCACCUACCUGGGGUCCCCCACCUUCAUGUAAAUAGUCCCUUAGUUGACUUUCUGUUACAGGGACACCUCUCUAAGACGGACACUGGUCCUAAAGGCGUCCGUCUUAGAGAGAGUCGACUUUAUAUCUGACCGAGGACAAUAAGAGCGACCAUUUUUAGAGACAAACUAACAUCUAACAAGAAAGGAGACAGAGAAGGCAUCCCCCAUACACACCCUAUUCCAUAGGUAAUUCGUCUCGAGUUAUUUUUAACACCACAGAUCCCAAGGGGGAUUAGACAACAGCCAAUCAUAUUGCGCGAAUGUGUUCCGCGUGGAUGACCCACGCUCACAGCCACGCUUCCUUCACGAAUUGACGCAGAACAAAAUGGCGGAAGACGCGGAGAGCUAUUGCUAUUUGUUUUGUCGACGAAAACGACUUCAGGGAGAUUUCUGCUAAAUCUGUGUCAGCGAAACGGAAAUUAAAAAAGAAUCGCCCUUCCACUCUUGUAUAGAGCCAACAGUACAGCAGGGAAAUGCUUCACACACUGAAUAUUCUGUCAGGAUCAUUUAUAAUUUACAGUUUGAAGAGAGCAAUUUGUGGUUUGAUAUUUAUUCUUUUAUUAGUCUUUUAUUAUUCAACAAAAAUAACUCUUGGCGUCCUACUUGCUUUAUUGUACAAACGACCGAUUUCAAUAGACCGGCGAAAUCUGAGGUUACGACAACUUCGAGUUAAACUGAUUUCACGGGUUGUCAAAGAGUCCAGCGAUUCCCUUUUCCUGGUGAGCGCCCAUCCACUUCGCUUCAAUAUUCAGGAAUGCCCUCGAUCUCUUUACGCUUUCAUUGCCUUUCGCCCGACAUGUUUUGCACGGCGUUUAGUCGUGCGAAACCUCCACGAAACAUCCACGCAGCGCGCAAGGUAACUUUAUCCCGAUUCUAAAAAUAACUCGAGACGAAUUACCUAUGGAAUAGGGUGUAUGGGGGAUGCCUUCUCUGUCCCCUUUAUCCUCUCUUGCAUCUAACUAAUACACUUUUGUAUGUAACCUUUCACAGAUGGCCAGAUGGCAAGUACUGUAUCUACAAGAAAGGUCACAGUUGUUCCUCGGGACUUGAAGAGGGAUUCGUCAUUUGGGAUGACGAGAAUAAAGACAAUAAAAACUCCAAAGUUGGCGACCUACCCGAAGGUCUUUAUAACGAAGACACCAAAAUAUUCUUUUGUUGCAGUACCUCUGGAUCUGCUAACAAGGAGAUUGUUUUACCGAACAAGUCUCCAUUCUUACUGUUUGCCUACGAUUCCAUACUUUGUCAAAAGGUAAGUAACUGAAAGCAAGCUACCUGGCCUGAGAGCAAGCUCUCCCGGGCGCUCUGCCGGCGGGGCGGGAAAAGAAAGGAGAGCUUGCAACUACGUUUCCGGAAUUUGAAUUCCACCUCCAAUUCCCCCGUGGCUCCCCGUCGACUGAGCUGUCAGAUUUCCGCCAAUCAGCGCGAAGCGGAAACGAGCGCGAAUGUAAACAAACAUCGAAAAUCAAGUGCCAAAGGUAAUGACGUCAUUACUAAUGUCAUCUCCGCCAAUCAGCAUUUCGCAUCGACUUUCGCGAUGCAGAUAUUCAAAUUCCAAAGACGUAGUUGCAAGUUCUCCUUCUUUUUCCCGCCCCGUCGCCAGAGCGCCCCGGAGAGCUUGCUCUCAGGCUAGUUGUUUUUCAAUUCUCAUUCGCCACUUUAGAAACGGAAGGAAACUGGAACGAAUUAACGUUCGCAAAGAUUUCUGGGACUAUUACUAGAGACAGGGAAAAAAAUUGGCCAGUAGCUGACGUGCACGUCCCGAAAGCAAUUACGGGACGCAUUUCAGCUCCAGUGCCCUUACCGUUUGUAUAGAGGCGAAUAACGGCGUUAAGUUUAGAGAAAUUUUAUGACAAAAAAGGGAAAUUUAUCGUGACUGUUAAUGUCCUUUACAGCUAUUUACUGACGCUUGCAGGUUAACAAUAUUACGGCUCGUUCAUUUUUUUUUUUUUUUUACUACACGCGAAAUUUGGUAUUGUAAUUAUUUCAGUUAUUUCAGUCGGAGUGAAAGGUGGAAAAAAGUUACAGACACAAUCUUUUACAUUCAAAUUUGGACUAGUCUGGGAUAAAUGUAACGAUCCUCUGAACAACAGUGAUCUAAGUGUAUGGAUAUCGAUUUGAAGUUAAGAGAGGGUCGAUCGUGCAAAGUUAAAUUUAAAUGUGACCAUUAAAAAAAAACUAAAAAAUAUCCCUGCUCCCGGGGGGUCUCGAACCCCCGACCUUCGCAUCACAUCAGCCGCCAAUACUGCUUAUAAGUACGACGCUCUAACCGAUUGAGCUACGGGAGCUGGGUGCGCAAGGAGUCUUGAUGAAUUGGUUUUAUACGAAACCUAGUAAAUGGUAAAUGGCCUUGCUCCCCGCAAGUCUCUCCGUAGAGUGCUGGAUACGGCCCCGCCCCGCUCCAUUUUUAGGAGGUCAUAGGUUCGAAUUUUGUCGGGGACUCAGAACUUGUUGCAUUGUUCUGCCCUCCUUCCAUUGAUUGUUAUUUUUAUGUAUUCCGGAAAAUUAUUCCGCCCUUCUAAUCGGGAGAAAUGGCCUUUGUUCUCGGGACAUUUACUUAUUGUCGGCGAAAGCUUCUAGGUCUGUCAUAUCGCUUAUUGUUAUUCUAAAAUGCUGAACAGGAGUCUUUUUCAUUGGUUACCAUGAACGCGCGGCAGUACUCUUCAUCCUGGAGUAGGCAGGUGAAACUAACAAUAGCCCAAUCUCUCUAUCGAUCUGUCUAGGCUAUUUCGAAGCUGCGCUUAAUCCUAGACUUUGUGACUGUUUAGGGGGACGAAUUUUCACCAAGUUUCCCUCGCAACCUAGUACAGUGGAACCUCGAUAUAACGAGGGCUCAAGGGACUGGCAAAAUCUGUUCGUUAUAGGGGAGGUUUUCGUUAUAUCGAGGUUUUUUUUCAUAUAUUUUACUAUAACUGGGGUAAAGAACACCGUUCGUUAUACCAAGGACUUCAUUAUAUAGAGGUUCGUUGUAUCGAGUUUUCACUAUAAUAAUCAGUAAAAAAAAUCCCAUGAUGUAAUUCGAAACAACGUCGGGCCCAGUCUGACGCGAAAGAAUUGAAAAAAUGGCCAAUCUCCUUGGUAUUAGUUACAAUCAAUUUCACCAUACAACCGUUCUCUCCCACACCGUUGGAUAUUAUUUGUUGAAUAUUAAACAACGGAUCCAGGAUCAGCUGUACCAUCAAGAGCUGCAAGCCAGUCUAUUAAGAUUCAGUCUUAAGAUUCCUGACAGGCGAAAAAAAGAUCGAGUUUCGAUCAAUUUUAUAGCCUAACACUAAUUAUUCAUUUUUACAUGUUUUCUUAAAUAGGUAAAAGGGAUGAAAGUGGUCACAGAAUUCGUCAAAUUUGAUGACGAAGACCGCGGAAACAUAGAUUACGAAGGAGGUGAAUACCCUUACGGUAUUCAUCGAGCAGAGAAAGACCACAUGUUCUUUCUCUGUUACUACACGCCAGAAAACCAAGAUAACAUUGUUGUUCCAGGUGAGGGAAAUAGCAAACGAUCCAAAUUCAGUUUUCUUCGUAUUCUGAUACUGUGUUUGUUUUGUCAAGCCCCCGUCGGUCUUCCCAAAACAAGCUCACGAACUUGAUUCACAAAGGCCCCUCCGCAACUGGCGUCUCACCUUGCACAAAUACCGAAGCGGUCUGACGCUGAUGCUGGAAAACCUACUCCGGGAAAGGGGGGGAGGCGGAUAAGCCCGGCUCUCAUGUGCCCCGCGAGCUACCUGCGACAUUGCGACAAGACUCCGACACGUCUGCAGGUGCUACCUACAAUACUGUUCCGAUAUGAGAACACAAGUAGCCGGCAACAGAGGCCAUCGCAGGUCUUGACCGCCGACAUGCCUGCAAAGUUGACACGAGUUCGACUUCGCAGGCAUGCCGGAGGUAAAGACCAGCGAUGUUUCUUGAGCCGUCGGCGUUAUGUUCUCAUAUGUCGGAGUAGUAUCGCAGGCAGCACCCGCGGCUACGUUGCAGGUACAUCGGAGGCAUAUGAGAACCAGGCAUUACUUGGGUUAAAAUUAAUGGGUAUGUGCCGCUGGCCUCGGAAUCCCCACCCCAUCAUGGUCUAUUUUGUGGCCAAAUAUAGACCCCAUCUUAGUCACUUUUGAGAAAAUGCAAAUUACGCGAUUCCAACUUAGCAUAUAUAGUAACUUUCGGUAUAUGCAUCUACCUUAUGAAACCUUUUAACCAUUGUAGGUCAUCCUGAAAUUAAUUGACACAUUGGUUAAACGGAUCAAUUUAAGUUUCUGGAAAGCUGCCCACCUACCCCUCCCUAAACCCAACAUUUUUGCCCAAGUGAGACGCAAAUGUUAACGUCGAGUUAGGGGAGGGGUAGAUAGGCAGUUUCCCAGAAACCUAAAUUACCUACCUGAAUUUUCUGAUCCCCCAAAUCCCAAAAAUGUGGGAUCCCAUUCUAGUAACUCUAAUGAAAAUGCAACCCCAUUAUAAUCAAUCCAGUCGUGUAAAUGCGACCCCAUCCAGCGGCACAUCCCAAUUAGCCUCUAUUACCAGGAAGUACCCCCGCCUCCCCCGGAAACCUACUGCGGUUAGUUCUAGAUUCGUUAUUACAUUUGGCACAGAUGAAGUGAACCAGACUGACAUAAUGAGCACAAGAUAAUGAUUUUGUUGCCUGAAAAGAGUCCUUUCAUAAUUCUCUCUAGUUCAGGAUCUGAUUGGCCUCAUGUUCGAUUAGUUUUAAUUUACAGUGCAUUUGAUAACCAGAUUUGAUUACCGGCUAGUCGUUGGGCUGGUGUUUAACGUCAUAUAUAUGUACUUCAAUAUCUUACUUUAUGUGUUUUUUUAUCUUUUUUCAGCUGACCAAACUAAGCAUUCUUCCAAGAAAAAUGGAUUCCAUAAACACAAAGCAAAUCCCCAAGAGAAACACGUCGAUAAACCGGAGGAAUUAGAGAAACUGCGGAAUUCUGAAAAAAUGAUGGAUGAGUUCCUCGCUAGUACCGCUCCGCAAAAUAAAGAAACAAAUAAAAACGAGAGAACAAAGACCAUCAUUAAAACAAUCAGGGUAUGUCAGUAUAAAUCACCGUAAAUUUUUUGCUAACUUAUUUAAGCUUAAACAGGGACCAUCAUCGAGAUAACGGGUUCAGCGUACUCUCUUUUCUCUUUUUUUAAGGGGGAGGGAGAGGCUCACGAAUGGGGUGGAUAGCUUACUUUUAUUAUUCUCAGCAACUGAUUGAUUGACUAUCAACGAUCGACCCCUUUGUCUGCCUUACCUAUAUUCUAGUGUUACAUGGUGGAGUAAAUGGUUGCUCAUUUGAUUGAUUGAUUGAUUGACUGAUUUAUUGAUUACUUUGAUUUAUUGAUUGAUUGAUUGAUUGAGUGAGUGAGUGAGAGAGUGAUUGAUUAGUUUUAUUGAUUGAUUGAUAGAUGGAUGGUUGGAUGGAUGGAUGGAUGGAUGGAUUGAUUGAUUGAUUGAUUGAUUGAUUAAUUGAUUGAUUGAUUGAAUGAUUGAUUGAUCGAUUCACUAUGUUAUGGGCUCCCGGGUGUCAACGUAGUGACUACUAUGCUUUUGACAGACGUAUUAGUUGACUGAUUGAUUGAUUGAUUGACUGAUCGAUCGAUCGAUCGAUCGAUGGAUUAGUUGAUUGUUUAACUGAUUCACUGAGUGAUUGCCUCACUGAUUAGCUGUCUCGCUCACUGACAAUGCGUCUGUUUGAAUGAGUGACAAUCUAAUUGCCUAUAUGUCAAGAAGCAACUCAAUUGAGGGACCCUUGACUAACUGUAAGGUCAAUUGGUUGGCUAGUAAGCAUUUUCCUAGUAUUCCAAAAAGCAUCUUAAUCAUCAGUUACAUUUAUUUCUGUAGAUAUGGUUCCUUUAUCGACCACUGAACUAAUUACCUUUUCUGUAAUCUCGUUGAUUCACUAACCGACAGUCAAAUCUAUACAGUUCUCACCUUUAAAUCUCCAGGUUCCUGAACGCGAAAAUACCACGUCAAUAGUGGUGACCACAGCUGGGAUAGUGCUGGCCAUAGUAAUCCUGGGAGUAGUGAUUGGUAUCGUUGUAAUUAAACACAUCAGGACAAACCGUGAUGGAGUCAAGGUAGACUCACUGGAUGAAGCUGUAUACACAGCCUCCGCAUCUUCAAGAAGAAGCAGCUUUACUACUUCUGAAGAUGAAGUGGAACUUACGGAGGCUGACUUUGAGGAUGAGCUCGUGGAGGAUCAAUAUUUACCCUCUGAUUCAGAACUCAAAUCGGGAUUGGAACUCAUGUUUCUGAAACAACAAAGACAUUAUUGGACAAGAAAAAAGAAACCUUGACCAUUUAACUCGCAGGCUACCUUUAGACGGCACCAGACGAAUUUUCGAACUGCGGUGAAAAAUUUGACAGGACACGUCGAUUAAAUUGAACGGGUCAAAUUUUUUUUUCUCUUUUCAUUAGCUUCUGACCGACCAGAUUGAAUUUUUAACUUUUUUAAGUACUCACUUUAACUUUCCUUAGUAGUUUUGCCAUCUUCCCUUGCGUACUGUGCUACUAUAGCAAAUCCAAAAUGGCAUGCAUCCUCGAGCGGAGUUACGACGCAUCCACGCAGC
Porites lobata is the source of this 10320-nucleotide messenger RNA. The record is from the annotation of a GenBank genome assembly. Lineage: Eukaryota; Metazoa; Cnidaria; Anthozoa; Scleractinia; Poritidae.